AUGCAGUUCAUGCUCUGCAGGUUGAUUGAACACAUUUGGAAAAGGAUUUUUCUUUUCUCUUUAACUCUCUUCUUUCUUUCUUUCUUUCUUUCUUUCUUUCUUUCUUUCUUUCCCGUUUCUCAUUUUUUCUUUCUUUCUUUUUUUUUCUUUCUUUUCUCUUCUUUCCUUAACGCCCUUUCUUUUUUUAUUCUUAGAUUUUUUUUUUUGUUUUCUUUAACUCUCUUCUUUCUUUCUUUCUUUCUUUCUUUCCCGUUUCUCAUUUGCAACAUUUCUGCUACCAUCUUGUCUAUAUCCUUUCUUUCAUCUUGUCGCAUUAUCUUUUCUUUUUUUCUCUUCUUCAUUUUCAUUUUUUCUUUCUUUCUAUUUCUUUCUUUCUUUUUUCUUUCUUUCUUUCUAUUUCUUUCUUUCUUUCUUAACCUUCGGACUCUUCAAUGCUUCUUUUCUUUCUUUCUUUUUCUUUCUUUCUUUCUAUUUCUUUCUUUUUUCUUUCUUUCUUUCUAUUUCUUUCUUUCUUUCAUUUUCUUAGAUCUCUCUUCUUUCUUUCUUUCUUUUCUUUCUUUCUUUUCUUCUUUCUUUCUUUCUUUCUUUCUUUCUUUCCCGUUUCUCAUUUGCAACAUUUCUGCUACCAUCUUGUCUAUAUCCUUUCUUUCAUCUUGUCGCAUUAUCUUUUCUUAUUUUUCUCUUCUGCAUUUCCAUUUCUUUCUUUCUUUCUUUCUUUCUUUCUUUCUUUCUUUUUUUCUUUUUUUUCCUAUUUGUUUUCUUUCUUUCUUAACCUUCGGGCUCUUCAAUGCUUCCUUUCUUUGUCGCAUUUCUUUUCUUUCUUUCUUUCUUUCUUUCUUUCUUAGAUCUCUUCUUCUUUCUUUUAACGCCCUUUUUUUUUCAUUCUUAGAUUUUUCUUUUCUCUUUUUCUACAUUCUUUCUUUCUUUCUUUUUUUUUUUUCUUUCUUUUCUUUCUUUCUUUUUCUUUUCUUUCUUUUCCUUUUUCUCAUUUGCAACAUUUCUGCUACCAUCUUUUUCUUUCUUUCUUUCUUUCUUUCUUUUCUUUCUUUCUUUCUUUCUUUCUUUCUAUUUCUUUCUUCUUUCGUUAACGCCCUUUUUUUUUCAUUCUUAGAUUUUUUUUUUUUUUCUUUAACUCUCUUCUUUCUUUCUUUCUUUCUUUCUUUCUUUCUUUCUUUCUUUCUUUCUUUCUUUCUUUCCCAUUUUUCUUUUCUCUUUAACUCUCUUCUUUCUUUCUUUCUUUCUUUCUUUCUUUCUUUCUUUCUUUCUUUCCCUUUCUUUCUUUCUUUCUUUCUUUCUUUCUUUCUUUCUUUCUUUCUUUCUUUCUUUCUGUCUUUCUUUCUUUUCUUUCUUUCUUUUCUUAGAUCUCUUCUUCUUUCGUUAACGCCCUUUUUUUUUUUUUUAUUCUUAGAUUUUUUUUUUCUUUUUCUUUUCUUUCUUUUUCUUUCUUUCUUUCUUUCUUUCUUUCUUUCGUUUUCUUUCCCUUUCUUUCUUUCUUUCUUUCUAUUUCUUUCUUUCUUUUUUCUUUCUUUCUUUCUAUUUCUUUCUUUCUUUCUUUCUUUCUUAGAUCUCUCUUCUUUCUUUCUUUUUUUUUUUUCUUUUAACUAUUCUUCUUUCUUUCUUUUUUUUUCUUUCUUUCUUUCUUUUCUUUUCUUUCUUUCUUUCUUUUUUUCUCGCUCCUCCUUUUUCUCAUUUCAACAUUUCUUGCUACCAUCUUGUCUAUUUCCUUUUUCUUUCAUCUUGUCGCAUUAUCUUUUCUUUUUUUCUCUUCUGCAUUUCCAUUUCUUUUCUUUCUUUCUUUCUUUCUUUCUUUCUUUCUUUCUUUCUUUCUUUCUUUCUUUCUAUUUCUUUCUUUCUUUCUUAACCUUCGGACUCUUCAAUGCUUCUAUCUCUCUUCUUUCGUUAACGCCCUUUCUUUUUUCAUUCUUAGAUUUUUCUUUUCUCUUUAACUCUCUUCUUUCUUUCUUUCUUUUUCUUUUUCUUUCUUUCUUUCUUUUUCUUUUUUCUUUUUUCUUUCUUUUCUUUCUUUCUUUCCCGUUUCUCAUUUUGCAACAUUUCUCUUACCAUCUUGUCAAUAUCCUUUCAUUUUCAUCUUGUCGCAUUAUCUUUUCUUAUUUUUUCUCUUCUGCAUUUCCAUUUCUUUCUUUCUUUCUUUCUUUCUUUCUAUUUCUUUCUUUCUUUCUUUCUUUCUUUCUCUUUCUAUUUCUUUCUUUCUUUCUUAACCUUCGGACUCUUCAAUGCUUCCGUUUUUCUCGCUCCCGCUUUCUUACAUUGUUCUAUAGUUUCUUACAUUGUUCUAUAGUUUUAUUGUUUGUUUCUUUCUUUCUUUCUUUCUUUCUUUCUUUCGUUAACGCCCUUUCUUUUUCAUUCUUUCUUUCUUUCAUCAUCUUCCUCGCUUUCAUGUUUAUCACUUCAAAUUUAUCAUUUCCAAUUUCUUAUAUUUCUGCCAUGUUUAUACAUUCUCUCUUUCUUUCUUUUUGCAUUCUACUUUCUUUUUUCUUUUCUUCUUUAUUUCUUUCCUUUAUUUUUACAUUCUAA
Molecule: messenger RNA, 2535 nt
Organism: Acanthosepion pharaonis
Lineage: Eukaryota; Metazoa; Mollusca; Cephalopoda; Sepiida; Sepiidae
Source: the annotation of a GenBank genome assembly